UAGAGGGCGCUCGUUUUAAAAAUGGCGGCCUCCAUGAGAAGAGCGAUUUUACUUCUUCGGGCAAACAUGUUCAGUCAAGCUGAACGUCGUUCUUUUACUCCUCAUCUUCCUUUUCAAAGUUCAUAUUUAAUCUUCAACGUAUGGAAGACUCAUGUCUUAACGUAUGCCAAAAAAGCAGGGAAAGGAUCCAGAGUUGCCGAGCCAAGAGAGUUGAUGCAAGUCAACACAGACCCCAACUACCUGGUGAGCCACUGCUCUGGGUCGAACUACUUCCGAGAGGGUCAGGACGUUAAGCUGGGACCAGACGAGGACUAUCCAGACUGGCUGUGGGACCUCCAUAUCGGACCUCCCCCAACGCUGGAGGAAAUGUCGCCCGACACACCGCAGUACUGGCGAAAGCUGAGGAGGAUGCACAUGAGGAGGAACAAUCGCCUGGCUAAAACCAAGAAGUUCUAGGGACUGCUGGAGAGAGCCGCCGACAGACUGCACUGCCCAAUGCACAUACAUGUACUAUCACAACUGCACUGACAGAGCUGUACAGUGUAACUGCCAGGCUUGUGCAGAAAGGAGUCUAUUUCGUACAUGGCUAUCUGUCUUGGCAUACAUGUGCUUCAACUGUGAACCAUAUUAGUGCAUAAUUGGGUGUGUUUAGGGAAUUUAUAGGAAUGACUUUCCCAGCUGGGAUAUAGAGCAUAUGUACAUACAUGUAUGUAUUCCACAGUGGAUUAAUGCUGAUGCCAUUUAUAUUGCAAGUUGUCAACAGAUGUAGAUAUCAGAUUUUGAGCUGUUUGUUACAGGUCAUAUGUACCAUAGAGGAAGAACACAGAAGGAGUUGCAACUCAGGCAAGUCAAAGUGUUCAAUGAUGGUCGCCGCCGAGUCAGACGAAUAAUA
Molecule: messenger RNA, 892 nt
Organism: Acanthaster planci (crown-of-thorns starfish)
Lineage: Eukaryota; Metazoa; Echinodermata; Asteroidea; Valvatida; Acanthasteridae
Product: large ribosomal subunit protein mL54-like
Cellular component (GO): mitochondrial large ribosomal subunit
Molecular function (GO): structural constituent of ribosome
Source: RefSeq, a predicted model, not a curated record